GGAGCUCUGGCCUCGGAGCAAUUCUCCUAAAUUGGGAAGAGUCCCGGGGUUUUUUCGUGCCGGAGGGGCGGGGGCUGAGAGCGGCGCGGUCUGCGCCUGCGCCGGGGUCCGGGACAGGGCGUGUUUACUCUUCUGUGCCGCUAGCACCCCUUUGCUCCCGGCUGAUCGGUGCGGGUACCCAGACGCCGCUGCCCUCCACAACCAUGUCCAAGUCUUUGAAGAAGCUGGUGGAGGAGAGCCGGGAGAAGAACCAGCCCGAGGUGGACAUGUGUGACCGCGGCAUCUCCAACAUGCUGGAUGUCCACGGCUUGUUUACUUUGUCCCACAUCACACAACUGGUUCUCAGCCACAACAAGCUAACAACUGUGCCUCCAAACGUGGCAGAACUGAAGAAUCUGGAAGUGCUGAACUUUUUCAAUAACCAAAUUGAAGAGCUGCCCACGCAGAUCAGCAGCCUUCAGAAACUCAAACACCUGAACCUUGGUAUGAACAGGUUAAAUACUUUGCCCCGAGGAUUUGGCUCUUUACCAGCCCUGGAGGUCCUUGACUUGACUUAUAACAACUUGAAUGAAAAUUCUCUUCCUGGAAACUUCUUCUACCUUACCACCCUGCGUGCACUUUAUCUAAGUGACAACGAUUUUGAAAUCCUGCCGCCAGAUAUUGGGAAGCUCACAAAGUUGCAGAUACUCAGCCUUAGGGAUAACGACCUGAUAUCGCUGCCAAAAGAAACUGGGGAGCUUACGCAACUGAAGGAGCUGCACAUCCAGGGGAACCGCCUGACUGUCCUUCCCCCUGAGCUCGGAAACUUGGAUUUAACUGGCCAGAAGCAGGUCUUCAAAGCAGAGAAUAAUCCCUGGGUUACCCCAAUUGCUGACCAGUUCCAGCUUGGAGUGUCUCAUGUCUUUGAAUACAUUCGUUCUGAAACAUACAAGUACCUCUAUGGCAGACACAUGCAAGCAAACCCAGAGCCUCCGAAGAAGAAUAAUGACAAAUCAAAGAAGAUCAGCCGGAAACCCCUGACAGCCAAGAACAAAUAAGGAUUUAGUGUGGACUGACACUUCUCUCUCUCUCUCUCUCUCUCUCUCUCUCUCUCAGACACAUACACCACACACACACACACACACACACACACGUGCGCGCUUCAUGCUUUCUUUCUGUUUCUAGUUCUCUAACCUUUACCCUCAUUCCCUUGGCAUUUUUGUCCUCUGGGAAGAUGCUGGAUUUUUGCAGAUACCUGUUUCUGUGUGUCUUAUCAGAGGUGCCAAAUAAAGGAAGCCAAGAUCUGUUCUGACUGCAAAUUCCAAAGAAGGCUCAGCUUUUAAUCCUUGAAUAAGAAUCAUGAAGUUCCAUAUUAUCAAGAAAAAUUAAAGCCUUGUAACCAUUUACUAGAGCUUAACACUGCUCAUUCUUCUAUUUGUGUGUACAUUAACACAUGUAUAAUAGCUUUUAUUCUAUUAAGUCAUGCAAAUAUUCCCCCCUUGUGCUAUCAUCUGUGUCCUUGUACCACCAAGAUACUAUGUUCAUUUUACUAAUAAAUGAUUUUAAUAAAAUCUUU
Molecule: messenger RNA, 1555 nt
Organism: Dromiciops gliroides (monito del monte)
Lineage: Eukaryota; Metazoa; Chordata; Mammalia; Microbiotheria; Microbiotheriidae
Gene: RSU1
Product: Ras suppressor protein 1
Exons: 10
Coding region: 204-1037 (277 amino acids)
Molecular function (GO): protein binding
Source: RefSeq, a predicted model, not a curated record